This is a messenger RNA of Meloidogyne enterolobii, 742 nucleotides long. Lineage: Eukaryota; Metazoa; Nematoda; Chromadorea; Rhabditida; Meloidogynidae. The record is from the annotation of a GenBank genome assembly.
UUUUCAACAGGCCACACUCAACAGGCUCGUUCCAACCCCUCUACCGUUUAGCCUAUAUAAAUACUGUAAAUUGUAAAAAGUCUCUCCCUUUCAACAAAUCAUUCUUCAAUUCCAAAUUCUUCAAAUUCAAUAUCCACCAACAAUGCUACAAAUUAUUUUCUUCUUUCUGUCAUUUGUGCUAUACCUCAACUUUUUAUUCUACUUCACGUGCUGUAAAAAUACCAAAAAGCAAAAAAAGACACGUUCUGCAAGCAAAAAUGUUGUUGAGAAGAAAUGUAACCACCAAAAGCCUAUUCGGAAAGGUUCAGAACGGAAAGGAUCAAAUGAUCGAAAAGGUUCAGAUGACAAGAAGGGUUCAAAACGAAAGAUUUCAGAACGAGAACAUCCUCUUCAAAAAAUCUCAGAAAAAGAAAUCAAAACACAAAAGACAAUAAAGGAAAAUAAUCAGAAAAAAGAUGCUACUGUUAAAUCAAAAGAAGAAGUUAUCACAGUCAAAAAAGAGCAAGAAGUAAAAGUUGAAGUAAAGACUAAAGAGAAAGAAAAGCAAAAUGAAGUGGAGAAAAUUGCAGUCAAUUCGGUUAAAAUAGAAGAAAUAAAUGGAGGGAUUGCUGUUUCUUUUAAAAUGCCAAAUGAAAACAGUUUGGCAACAAUAUCUGAUCUUGAAAAAUAUAAAGAAGAAAAUGCUCUUGCGAACGAGACAACUUCUAAUUAUGAGAAAACAGCUAAAACUAUGAGAAAGUAA